UCGCAGGCCCCUGCAGCGUCCGUCUUGACCCUUGAGCCGGCGAACCUCUGGUGUCUGGUGGGGGAGCUGGCCAUGGGGAGCCGACCCCGUCACCGCGUAUCUUGUGCUCGUCCAAGAACGCGGCAUUGAGGGCCUCCGGAGAUUUGAUCUGCCAGCAAAGACUGAACCUUGGAUGACGACUGCCGUAACCCUCUGGCAGCCGCGGCGACCCUUCUGGACUGCUUCUGCGUCGUGCUCCCGGCACCACUUUGACACACCCAUUGUGGCUGCACGGCUGUCACAUCCACCGUCACUAGAGCACCGCUGGGGAGCCCAUUUACCUUGCAUACUCCCUUUGCAGCUGCAUCCGGCAAGCAGGGCAGUCUUCCUUUUCUCGUUAGCACCGCUGUUUCCAGGUUCUUUUCUUUUUUCUUUGUUCUUACGGGUCAACUGCUGCAGGCAUUCUCAGCGGUGCUGGGUCGCUACUUUUACGGGUCCACCGCUCCAAGCAUCCCUGGUCGUGCAUCUAAACCAUGCACUUAUCGCCGCGGUGGCUCCUCGUGGCACCGCUGCACCUGUGCCAUCCACCCAAUCCUGCAAUUCUCUCGCUCAGGCACGAUAUCGACAUCUUACAGCACCAUCCCACGAGAGGUGCUAGCAGCGGUUGGUUCGUCUAAGAGCAACAAAGGACGAGGGUGGUCCCCCUCCCCCUUCUCUUGGCCACGACCACGGCCACGGAUCCUGGCUCCGGUCUUGUCAAAUCCUUCGUCGCUCGUCCUCUUUGGGGUUCCAUAAAUCUUCUUAUUACUACGUACGGCAUCCUCUCCCCUUCCCACGUCGUAUUCGACCUACCUUUCCUGGCUCCAGGUGCUGAUCGUUUGCAACCAGCGCCGAUCGC
Messenger RNA from Trichoderma asperellum CBS 433.97, 877 nucleotides. NCBI's taxonomy places the organism in Eukaryota, Fungi, Ascomycota, Sordariomycetes, Hypocreales, Hypocreaceae. The record is from RefSeq and is a predicted model, not a curated record.